AUGGCAUCUCCACUAUCUUGGAUUAAACGUCGAUGGAGAUUGUUAAUUAUUAUUCUUACUCCAUUAAUUCUGUUACCAAUUCCACUCCUAGGUAACUCUAUUAGAGCAAGAUGUGGUUACAUAAUUUUAUUAUUAACGAUCUACUGGGUAUCAGAAGCCAUGCCCUAUGCAGUCACGUCACUUUUACCUUUGGCAUUUUUUCCAAUGGCCGGUGUUUUAAAGGCAGAUCGAGUUGGUUCAGCCUAUUUUAAAGAUAUUACGACACUUUUUGUUGGGAGCAUGACAUUAGCCUACGCUAUGGAACAUGUUUCUCUUCACAAACGAGUCGCACUACUCGUCUUGAGUGUUGUCGGAUCAUCAACAAAAUGGACAAUGGCUGGUUUAAUGUGUGUAACCGCAUUUUUAUCAAUGUGGAUAAAUAACUCAGCAGCCACAAGUGUAAUGAUUCCCGCUGCAAUUGCAAUUAUUAAUGAAUUGCAAACUCAUCAAGAAAAUUAUGCAAAAGAUAAAGAAUUGAACAAUAAUACAGAAAUCAUGCCACAACACGUAGAAACGUAUUACAUUUAUCGGCCGUUAGCAAAACAAUCCUUAUCGAAAAAGUUAUCUAAUGAUAAAGAUCAAAAAUCCAAUGAAGUCGACUAUGAACGGUUAAAAACUGGAUUUUUGAUUGCGGUUGCAUACAGUGCUGCUGUUGGAGGUCUUGCGACACUCGUUGGAACGGGACCAAAUAUUUUCGUUAAAGGAUUUGUUGACGACUAUUAUACCACUGGUCCAUUUGUGUUUCAAAUAACAUUUGCAAAUUUUCUGUUAUAUGCUCUACCAAUUGGCAUUAUUAUACUAAUACAAUGGAAAACGGAUCCAAAAGUACUCGAAGCCCAAGCUCAUCUCAAAAACGUAUUGAAACAACAAUACAAAGAAUUGGGUUCACUUAAUUGGAAAGAAGCGAAUAUUGCUGUAUUAUUUAUCGUAAUAGUUGUACUAUGGAUCACUAAAGAUUUCUCCAAUACACCUGGAUGGGAUAUUUUAUUUAGAGAAAAAUAUGUAACAGAUGGAACAGCAGCACUGUUAAUUGGAUUCUUGCCACUUAUAAUACCAGAUUCAAAUCCAUUUCAAACUGAUUGGAAAUAUAAUCCCAUUCUUCAGUGGUCAGUUCUGUCAAAAAUGUUCCCAUGGGGUGUAUUUAUGUUACAAGGAGCUGGACUGUCUAUUGCUGAUGCAUUUAAAGAAUCUGGAUUAUCUGAUACAAUUGCUGAACUUUUACAAUUUGUCACUGGUGCUCCACAAACUCUUAUUAUCUUUAUUGUUAUUAUUAUCAGUGCACUUUUCACAGAAUUUACAAGCAAUUUAGCGGCAGCAAGCAUUCUAUUUCCUAUUUUAGCCAGUAUUGCGAAAAUAUCAAAUAUACAUCCCGCUUAUCUUAUACUUCCUUGUGCAAUGAGUGUCUCUCUAUCUUUCAUGUUACCCAUAGCAACGCCUCCAAAUGCGAUGAUUUUUUCUGGAGGCAAUGUUCGUAUUAUUGAUAUGAAUCAAUAUAAAACAAAAUCAGAUGCAAGACUUUCAACCUAUGCUUAG
Molecule: messenger RNA, 1572 nt
Organism: Didymodactylos carnosus
Lineage: Eukaryota; Metazoa; Rotifera; Eurotatoria; Philodinida; Philodinidae
Source: the annotation of a GenBank genome assembly